Messenger RNA from Aphidius gifuensis, 2436 nucleotides. RefSeq lists its product as uncharacterized. The record is from RefSeq and is a predicted model, not a curated record. Lineage: Eukaryota; Metazoa; Arthropoda; Insecta; Hymenoptera; Braconidae. Bases 182 to 1558 code for a protein of 458 amino acids. Gene Ontology annotation, molecular function: protein binding. The transcript is spliced from 4 exons.
UGGCUUCGUGUGUGGCUAAUAUCAGAAUCAGCUGUCAAUUGACGUUGAUCAUUGUUUAUAUUUACUAUUUAGUUAAAAACAAAGCUUAAAAAUUUUUUAUAUUUAAUACAAGUAUACAAUUAAUGUAUUGAGAUAAAAAAAAAAUUAAAAAAAACUUGGUAAUAGUGAAUAACAAAUUUUAAUGUUAUCAAAUAUGAGUAAAGUCAGAAAAAAACGUAAAUUAGAGUCGGAAAACCUGUUUUCUAAAAAACGUAAAGUUACAAGUAAAACAUCAACACCUUCCUUUAACAAAAAGAAUAAUGAGAUAUACUAUGAGAAUCAUGAUCAUUCAAUAAUUGAUUGUGUUCAUGACGAUUGUCUGGCUGAAAUAUUCAUGUAUGUACCAGCAUGGGAAAGACCUAAACUUGCAUUGGUAUGUCAAAAAUGGAAAAGAGUCCUUAAUUAUUCUUGGGGUAGUAGCAAAAAACUUCAACUAACUCACUGGGAACAAGCUGAGUAUUCAAAUUGUUUGAAGAAAUAUUCAACACCCGAUGAAAAAUUAAGCUUUCUAAAUACAUUGCUUUAUAAAUGUGGUCGUUAUUUAACACAAUUAGACUUGACAGCGUAUGGUUAUAGUGACAUUGUGCCAGUUAUUAAUGAAUAUUGUCCAAACCUCGUCAAACUUCGAUUGAGAUUCGCCUUUGAUCACGAUAAAAUGCUAUUUUGUGAUGUAUUUUCACGUCUAUCUAAGCUCAAAGUAUUAACAGUUAUAUUUCAAUAUCAUCUGAGACACCAUUCUAAGCUUCAUUAUUUAAUGAUUGCAUUGGAAUCUCUUGCUGACACAUUGACUGAUCUGACUCUGUUCAAUUGGGAAGGUGACGAUCACUGUACAUCUAAAAGACUUCCUCUCAAUAUACCCUGUACAUUUCCGAAGAGCACCCUUCGUGUGCUUCCUCGACUGAAGGCUCUGAAACGAUUCGAAUUUGGUGGUAUUAAAAUUUUUCGAGAGUUAAGAGAGUAUCUGUUAAAUAAUAGCGCAAUACACGUUAUUUCUUAUGAUCUUUACGUAAAGAAAGUUUUAAAGCUAAAUCAGUUAAUGUUCAGUAUAACUAAAUUGGAUUUGUUUAGAUACCAUGUUUUAGACGAUAGUUUGUAUACUAUUGCCAAUACCAUGAAGCAAUUAACAACGCUCAAGAUAAAUUGUGAAUGGAUAACUAAUGAUGGUGUGGUAGCCAUUUCAAAGAUGAAUAAUAUAACAUAUCUUUCUUUUUCCGGCAAUAAUGACAGCAUUGAUUCCGCAUCAAUCAAAUUGCUCAGAAACUUGAAUAAAGUCUUGUUACCAGGCAGCAAAAAAAUUAAUGAUGAUGUAGCUAUAAAAGUUCUUGAAAAUUCACCAAAGAUAGCGACGCUUUUUGUUCCGGACUCAAGUGUAACUGUUGAAUUUAUCAAAAAAGCAGCAGAAAUAUCAAGAAAUCGAAAACAACUUUUGACUUCAGCUGUUUCUUUCAUAAUUGAUAUAGAACUAUAUGAAUCGCCAUAUUUCAAAAUUAUUUGUGUAAACAACAAAUUAAAUAAUUGACUAAUUUUGGUGAUUAUUCUUGAAGUCGUUGGAAAAGAGUUAGAAGCUCAUAAGAUGAUAUUGUCUAUUGAUAGUCAAGUAUUUCCGUCAAUGUUUGAUCAUAAAUCCAUAAAUGAAUCAAAAGGUAAUCGUGUUAUCAUUAAAGAGGUUGAUGCAGAUGUUGUGAAACAAAUGUUAGAGUAUAUUUAUACUGAAAAAACACCAUAAAAAAUUGUUGAUUGUGGUCAUGAUCUCAUUGCUGCUGCUAAUAAGUAUCAAUUUGAUGAUUUAAGAAAAAUUUCCGAAAGUAAUUUGAUAGAACAAAUGACAGUUGAUAAUGCUGUUGAUACAUUAGUUGUUGCUGAUCGUUAUGAUGCAAAGAAUUGAAAAACAACGUUGUUGAAUAUAUCAAACAAAUUGUGUCGAUUGUUGAUUUAGCUGGUUUUAAAGAUUUAGAAACAAAAACGCUAAUUUAGCUACUGAAAUUCUUUACAUUUUAAUACCCGGAAAAUAAAGUAUCAAGAAAAUAAUGACAUUUUAAUUUAUACAUUAAAUAAUCAUAAUUUCUUUUUUUUUUUUUAAACAAUAAUUACUCAUACAUUUUUCUUUAAUUUGUCAAGAAAAAAGAAAAAAAAUUAAUACAGUUAAUUUUUUUAUGGUCAUGGCUUAUGUAUUUUAUUACAAUUUUUUUUCUUAUUUACUUUUUUUUGUUAAAUUUAUUAAUUUUGAUUUUAUAAGUAUAUAUUUUUUAUUUAUAAAAAAUUAAUAUCAUGAAUCCAAAUUUAAAAUGUUUAUUUUUUAUUUAAAAAAAUAUUAAAAUAACAAAUGGAAAAAAAAUUAAAUAGUAAGCAUUUUGUCGUUAUAAAUUAAAUGAAAAAAAAAAAAAAAAAAACAAAAAA